This is a messenger RNA of Paramormyrops kingsleyae, 1991 nucleotides long. RefSeq names its product pyruvate dehydrogenase complex component X (gene pdhx). Gene Ontology annotation, molecular function: acyltransferase activity. Lineage: Eukaryota; Metazoa; Chordata; Actinopteri; Osteoglossiformes; Mormyridae. The record is from RefSeq and is a predicted model, not a curated record. Gene Ontology annotation, cellular component: pyruvate dehydrogenase complex; mitochondrion. Gene Ontology annotation, biological process: pyruvate decarboxylation to acetyl-CoA.
AUUUUCUGGGGGCACGUGUCAUCGACUAGGACACAAAGAUGGCGGCCUCCUUGCGGCUCGGACGUCCGGGGAUAAUAAUUGGGCUGAGAUUACUUAAAGUACAAAAUGCAUCCAGGAUACAGCAGUUGUGCCGAAGCAAUUUAAGGCAUUUUUUCUUGUCCCCAUCAUUCCUGGGGGCACCACCUAUUAGGCUGCAAAUGCCCGCGCUUUCCCCCACCAUGGAAGAGGGUAAUAUCAUCAAGUGGCUGAAAAAGGAAGGUGAACCUGUGACAGCAGGAGAUGCGUUGUGUGAGAUCGAGACCGACAAGGCGUUCAUCACCAUGGAAUCCAACGACGAUGGUGUGCUGGCCAAGAUUUUGAUAGGUGAGGGGAGCCGGGGGGUGCGACUGGGCACUCUGAUCGCCCUGAUGGUGGAGGAAGGCCAGGACUGGAAGCAGGUAGAGAUCCCUGCUGCUGAGGCUGCCACCCCCUCGCCCCCGGCACCCGGCCCUGCCCCUGCCCCCGCUGCUCUGCCCCUACAUCCAGCCCCGCGGCCACCCCCCGCUGCAAAGUCUUCUGGACCGCCGCGUCUGAGCCCGGCUGCACGGCACAUCUUGGACACGCAUGGCCUGGACCCUCAGAUGGCCACGCCCACCGGACCCCGGGGUCUUAUCACCAAGGAAGAUGCUCUGAACCUGCUGAAAAAGGGAGAUCCCAAGGGCCCUGAGGUGACCAGCACGGCCCCGGCAACAGCACCCCCCUCACACCUUCCCCCAGUUUCCGGAAGACCUGCAUACCCUCCAGUCUCUGUACCCGGAAAGCCAGGAGCCCCGGGUACCUUCACGGAGAUCCCGGCCUCUAACGUGCGCCGUGUCAUCGCCCAGAGGCUCACCCAAUCAAAGACGACCAUCCCUCACGCCUACGCCAUGGUCGACUGUGACCUCGGCGCCGUCAUGCAGCUGCGGAAAGACCUUGCCAAAGCGGAUGUCAAGGUUUCUGUGAAUGAUUUUAUCAUCAAGGCUGUAGCAGUUACUUUAAAGGAACUCCCAGAGGUCAACGUGACCUGGGCGGCUGACGGGCCUCAGCCACUGGACUCCAUCCAUAUCUCCAUUGCCGUGGCGACGGACCGAGGCCUCAUCACGCCUAUCAUCAGGGAUGCUGCCGACAAGGGAGUUCAGGAGAUUGCAGCCGAUGCCAAGGCGCUGGCCCAAAAGGCUCGGGAGGGAAAGCUGCUUCCUGAAGAAUACCAGGGUGGUUCCUUUAGCAUCUCCAACCUGGGCAUGUUCGGCAUCAGCGCCUUCAGCGCGGUCAUCAACCCACCCCAGGCCUGCAUCCUUGCCGUUGGCCAAUCGCGGACUGAGCUGCGGCCAGCAGAGGCGGGACCCGGCGACAGGGGGACCAACGGCACGCCCGGACUCUGCAGGCAGCAGCUGAUGACAGUGACGCUCUCCAGCGACGGGAGGCUGGUGGAUGACGAGCUGGCCUCCCGAUUCCUGGACAAGUUCCGGUCCAACCUGGAGAAGCCACAACGCAUGGCCCUCGUGUAGGGAGGGGGCGAGGGAGGGGCCUUGGGGGGGGGGGUGAGGUGUUAAUACGUAGAGCAAGGCAGUGGGGAGUCACUUCCAGAAUGUUACACAAGAUCACAUGGAGAAUCUGAUUUGCUAUUUAAGCUCAGCUCCAUAACACCAGUUACCCUUUUGACUGAGCUUUGACCGUUCAGCUCCCGUCCUCUCUUUGCUGUUCUCUCUGGCUUAUUUUGGCACUUUAAGUCUUCUCCCUAAAUACCAUAUGAUCAUUUUUCAAGGUCAAGUUUUUUUUUGUUAAAUACUGUAAUCACCCCCACAAAGUAUUAUCUGGAAGACUUUAAUAAGGUUACAGCAUGAGAGGGAAUUUGUGUGCUAGUAUAUUAAAAAUAUGAUAUGGCUCCAUUCUGAGACACUGGCUUAUUUAUUGAAGUCCAAAUGUGUGGCAGUUACAAGGCCCUGUCAACAAUAAAGGGAUAGAGAAAUGGA